Ectocarpus siliculosus is the source of this 366-nucleotide messenger RNA. The record is from the annotation of a GenBank genome assembly. Lineage: Eukaryota; Phaeophyceae; Ectocarpales; Ectocarpaceae.
AUGACUUCUUCUUCUUCAUGCACCAACAAGACAGCGGGCGGCGCUGCCCUGCGUCUCGCCACAGCAGCGCUCGCCGCCCUCGCCACCGGCACGAACGCCGCCAUGUACGAGGUGUCCCCCGACGGCAGUCCCAUGACGCUCACCGCAGCGCUAGAGGUGGCCGGCGCCGGCGACAUCAUAUCUUUGGCAGACGGGAUCUACCGCGAGCCGAUCGUGACGAUGAACGCCGGCGUGGAGGGCAACCCUCUCGUGAUCACGGGCGGCAGAGGCGCCAUCAUCAACUACUUCAGCGGCGACAGGUCUCUGAUGUGGUCCCAGAAGGUCGUCGACAUCCGCCACUCGUACGUCACUCUGGAGGGCGGGUGA